This is a messenger RNA of Symbiodinium necroappetens, 351 nucleotides long. The record is from the annotation of a GenBank genome assembly. Lineage: Eukaryota; Dinophyceae; Suessiales; Symbiodiniaceae.
AUGGACCCGACCACGCCACUGGCCCAACCGAAGCGCAAGAAGCGAAACAGACCCGUGCGCUUGGAAGACAUCCAGCUGGAGAAUGAGACGAUUCGCAGUUUGUGGACGCAGGGCCUGGUGGGGCAAAGCUUGAACCUGGACGCAGCAAGUGCGCAGAAGGAGUUCAACGAGGACGAAGAGCCUCCAAUGCUCGUCGACUAUUACGACGUGACGGAGGAGCUGGGUCAAGGCUCCUUUGGCACAGCCUAUGUCGGCCACUAUCGUGCGACGGGCCUCCUUUGCGCCGUGCGCGUGGCCGCAAUGAGACCUUUAGGAUGUUUGGCGGCUCUUCAGGGUGGGCUCUUGGAUUGA